CGGGCGCCUGAUCGCGAGUUGCAUCUGUCCCCCAUGUCCCGCUCGACAAACGGCCGACCUGAGCCAGAGGUCAUCGUUCAGUACCUCGAUGGCUUCGCGUACAACAAAGUGAAGAUGGAGGAGGCUUUCCUCCCCGGCGGCUUCCUCGCGGAAAAGGUCGCGCAAAAGCCCCACACGCCAGCGAAGGAUCCGAAUGUGAAGAAGGAGGACGUGGAUCUGAUUAUCCAUGAAUUUGAGAUUCCUCGUGCGAAGGCGGAGAAAGUGCUGCAACAACAUGGUGGUGAUAUCAGCAAGGCAUUGCGGAGCCUCGUCGGACUGUCGACAUGAUCUCAGCCUCAGUACACCUGCGCGAUUCAACAUGCGCAGGGAAUGCGCCGACGUCCGAUCGAACGCCGCGCAAGUUGCUGCCCGGUGCCUGUGACUUGGACGACUAUCGGCGCACCCCUUCUAAUAUUCGACGAUCUCAGGCCCAAGGGUCUGUCAGGAAGAGACCCGCUACAACCACCUCCUUGUGGCUGCCGAACUCCUGGUCGUUCACACAUCUAUCCCUCGAUGUAGCAUACUUAGCAGUGAAUGCACGGCGUGUUUGUAGCUUUA
Messenger RNA from Schizophyllum commune H4-8, 597 nucleotides. RefSeq lists its product as uncharacterized. Gene Ontology annotation, biological process: protein stabilization; negative regulation of apoptotic process. NCBI's taxonomy places the organism in Eukaryota, Fungi, Basidiomycota, Agaricomycetes, Agaricales, Schizophyllaceae. The record is from RefSeq and is a predicted model, not a curated record. The transcript is spliced from 3 exons. The coding region runs from base 34 to 327 and encodes 97 amino acids.